This is a messenger RNA of Leptinotarsa decemlineata (Colorado potato beetle), 951 nucleotides long. Its product is annotated as proton channel OtopLc. NCBI's taxonomy places the organism in Eukaryota, Metazoa, Arthropoda, Insecta, Coleoptera, Chrysomelidae. Gene Ontology annotation, molecular function: proton channel activity. The record is from RefSeq and is a predicted model, not a curated record. Gene Ontology annotation, biological process: proton transmembrane transport. Gene Ontology annotation, cellular component: membrane.
AAUUCCGUUACCACAAGUGAAGUCAUUUUAAGACCUCAACAUGCCAUAGAAAGAAAAAGAAUCGUAUCCGCUGUUGUAGCUUUAUCGGGGCCUAAUCCUAAUUUCAGAAGAACCCACUCUGCUUUGGGUUUGGGUUCAUCGAAAGUUUUGGGAAACAAAAAGAACAAAAAUGGAAAAAUGAUUCUCAAAUUAGUUCUUCCCGAAGAUCACCUCAACGGGAUAGAAAACGACUUUUCCACCACAAACCCAGCAGACGACAUUGCGGGUACUUUAGGAAACUCUCAUUCGAGUGUUCGAUCCCAACAACAACCUUCUAGCAUCUGUAGUAAGCAGGACUAUGCAACGCCCAUCAAUCACACUUCCUCAACGGGAGACUAUGAAUACGGGUCUGCUAAAACUCCGGGAGGAUUUUCUUUUGUCGGUUCACCAGAAUCCUCUAUCUGCGUUCCUGAUGACCCAACGCCUAGCGACGAGAAAAGACGGGCAUUCACGGAUUUGUUAACGAAAACACUCAGUCUAUUCUAUGCUUUAUUCAACAUAACAGUAGGAUUAGCAGUUUUUGUCGCUGAUAUAGUGGGCACAUCACGUAUAGCGGAGAUAUUCAGUCUCUGUCUGGUCAUAGUGGCUGCCAUAUAUAUUAUAUUUCUGACUGUGGAUAUUUCUAUAUUCAUGAACAGAAAGCGCAAAUACGAGGAUCUCAUUGAAAAAAAUAUGCCUGAGCAAGUGGAAAUGUCAAAAACUACAGAUGGACAUUUCCAGUUCAACAUAGUUCUACCAGAAAUCAUAAAGGAAGGAAAAGCUAUCAAACACAAUUACUGUUUCAAUAAAGAUCGCCACUCUACAAAUUUCUAUCUCAAAAUUGGAGCAGCAGGUGAGACAUUUUUCAGCUACAUCUUUGCCCAUAAUGUGCGUAAAUUUCUGAAGUAUUCUUUUCCAAAUGUAUGCUUAUGA